Zingiber officinale is the source of this 2145-nucleotide messenger RNA. RefSeq lists its product as uncharacterized. The transcript has 17 exons. Bases 132 to 1337 code for a protein of 401 amino acids. Gene Ontology annotation, cellular component: Mis6-Sim4 complex; prefoldin complex; kinetochore. Gene Ontology annotation, biological process: protein folding. NCBI's taxonomy places the organism in Eukaryota, Viridiplantae, Streptophyta, Magnoliopsida, Zingiberales, Zingiberaceae. The record is from RefSeq and is a predicted model, not a curated record.
UAGCCCAUUUAAACGGCCCAUCUAAACACCUCACCCGUUUUUCUUCCCUGCUUCGUCUUCGUGGUGGCGGAUCGCGUGCUGCCUCGUACUAGGGUUCUUCCAUCGGACGAGGUUGAAGCAGAUCUCUGGAAAUGGCGGAUGAAGAUAACCGGAUGGUACAAAAUCAGAUGCAAACUAAUGAAGGUGAAAAGAAGCGAGCUUACCUAACAAGGGAAGAACUUAGUCAGUUACCAGAUGAUACAAAUACCUACAAAUCCAUUGGAAAAGUGUUUGUUCCAGAACCAAAAUCAUUUCUGUUGAAUGAUCAAGAGCAGAAAUCUAAAGAUAGUGAGAUAUCUACAAAUUCUUUGCAGCAAAUAGAGCAGUUGAAGAGACGGUCACAUGCACUGACUGGGGAAGUGAAUUUUGCACAAGAGGAGGAUAUUCGGUUAGAGACAACACGGGCUCGAUUGUCAAAUGUACUGAAAAGGCAUGAAGAAUUGACAGAGCGGUUAUCAAGGGACUCUGAUAAGAUAAUAUUUGAACGUUUGGAAAAGGAAUUUGAUGCUGCACGAACUGCUCAAACUGAAGAGAUUUCUUUGGAUGAAGAGCAGUGGAAUGACGGACUACUAGCUACAAUCCGUGAAAAAGUCCAUAUGGAAGCAGAGAGAAAAGCAAUGUCUAAUGAAACAUGUACACCAUUGGAUCCAUUGAUUCAUGCCAAAAUAACAUACAAAAUGAAGAAUAAGGUAAUCUGUUGUCUAGAAGGUGCAAGAAUUGGAAUACAAUUUGAGACUUAUUUUGCAGGAGAACCCUGUGAAACUUACCAUUGUGUGCUUGAAAGCAAAUCGUUUCUUGAAAAGAUGUCUGUAAUUGAGCACACGGUUCCUUUCUUCCUCCCAAUACGUGAAGCGGAAAAUGACCUUCUCUCUUCUAAUGCCAUUAAAUUUGUAGAUUAUGUUGGAGAAAUUUUGCAAUCAUACGUGGACAGGAGAGAACAGGUUCGUCUUAUCAAGGAGCUUUAUGGGAAUCAGAUAGGGGAACUAUUUCAUAGCCUUUCCUACAACUUGAUUGAAUUUGUAUUGGAGGACUUCGAUUGUAAGGUGACUGUUAGUCUUAGGUAUGCAGAUCUCAUUUCUAUACUACCUAGUCGUAUACGGGUUUUGGCAUGGCCUGUACACCCUUCGAAGAAGACCUUAGCAGAUGAGAAAAAAGGAGGUGCACAAUCUAUUCCAUCUCGUCUUCCUUAUGCCGAAGAUGCUCUCAGAACCAUGAGCUUGCCUGAAGCUUAUGCAGAGAUUGUACUGAACCUUCCCCAUGUGCUGCAACAAACAUUCCCUCACCUUGCAAGUUCUUAAUUUUCUGCAAGAACUUCCAUCUGUAACAGUGUUGAAGUUUCACAGUUAUCUCUAUCAUGACCACUUACAAGCAACUCUCAAACACCCUAUGGCCCAACAGAGGAAUAUGCAACUUGUUUGCUUCAUCUCACAAACUUACACAUGGUUCCCAUAUAUGUUCAACUCAAGAAUCUGUAAGCACUGUUUCAUCUCAUCUCCUGUCCUGUAUAAAUAUCUUCAUAUUAUAUAUUUUCAAUAUUCUUUAGUUGAAGUUAGAUCAUGUAUUUGCUAGACUUCUCUCCCUACUACUACAAAAGUCAUGUUACUGACUUCAAAUAACGUUCAGACUGCUAGAUGUUAAUUGAAGGAUAUGUUUUUCACUCAUUCUCAUUAUGUUUACACAGCCAGAAAGAAAUCAAUUUCAUGGAUUGGUGCAAUUUCCAAAAAACAGCCUGCAAACAAUUCUAUGGAUUAGCACAGGUCCCAUGCAUUGUCAAUACUCCUUCCCUUGCUUAAGUUGAGUUGAAUGUAAGAGCAUACCAGCGGAAAUUGAAACCACGGGUUCGAUUUAUAAGGAAUCGUAUUUGGGAAGUAGGGGGCUGCUUAGAAACUGUGCUGACUCAUGGAAUUGGUUUCCUUGAUGUCUGUGUACAGACGUUAAAGUUAUGUUCGAGUGACCUACAGACUGCUAGAUGUUAAUUGAAGGAUCUGCUCAUUGAACAGGAUGCAUUUCACAUUAUUAUCACGAGUGGACACUGGCAUGGUCCUGGAGUUAAAAGCAUUAUUCUAUUUUAGAAUAAGAUUUAUGAAAUUGCGAUUGCAGUUGUUA